Cyprinodon variegatus (sheepshead minnow) is the source of this 3387-nucleotide messenger RNA. Its product is annotated as VPS10 domain-containing receptor SorCS2-like. The transcript has 19 exons. Lineage: Eukaryota; Metazoa; Chordata; Actinopteri; Cyprinodontiformes; Cyprinodontidae. Gene Ontology annotation, cellular component: membrane. The coding region runs from base 118 to 2355 and encodes 745 amino acids. The record is from RefSeq and is a predicted model, not a curated record.
UAGGAUGUUCAGAUAGUGAGCACAGACGAGAGCCAAGUUCUCCUUGCCCUCCAGGAGUGGUACCAGACCGACACCUAUAACCUGUACCAGUCAGACUCCCAAGGUGUUUACUACUCAAUGAUCCUGGAAAACGUUCGCAGCACCAAGCAGCCAGAGGAGAAUGUUCUCAUUGAUAUCCUAGAGGUGCGUGGUGUGAAGGGAGUUUUUUUGGCCAAUCAGAAAAUCGACGCAAAAGUGACGACUCUCAUAACUUAUAACAAAGGACGGACCUGGGAACUCUUGGCCCCGCCCACCACAGACAUGAACGGUAAACCAGUCAGCUGCAAAGUGCCGGACUGCCACCUCCACCUCCACCUGCGCUGGGCAGACAACCCCUACGUAUCUGGUACCGUCCACACCAAAGACUCCGCUCCAGGUCUCAUUAUGGGUGCAGGAAACCUCGGCUCCAAACUGGUAGAGUAUAAGGAGGAGAUGUACAUCACAUCAGAUUGUGGGAAGACAUGGAGACAGGUUUUUGAACAGGAACAUCACAUCCUGUAUCUGGACCAUGGUGGAGUCAUUGUUGCCAUCAAGGACACCUCUAUUCCCCUCAAGAUACUGAAGUUUAGUAUUGAUGAAGGGAGAACAUGGAACAUUCACAACUUUACCAGCACGUCUGUGUUCGUCGACGGACUUCUCAGUGAACCAGGAGAUGAGACCCUUGUUAUGACUGUUUUUGGCCACAUCAGCUACAGGUCUGAUUGGGAGCUGGUUAAAGUGGACUUCAGGCAGUCCUUCACACGUCAGUGCACCGAGUCAGAUUACGAGGCCUGGCAGCUCACAGACCUGCAGGGAGAAAGAUGCAUAAUGGGCCAGGAGAGGACUUUCAGACGAAGAAAGGAGAACUCCUUCUGCAUCAAAGGCAAAAGCUACACCUCUGCUCUCACUACGAAGCCCUGCCAGUGUACUGACAAAGACUUCAUCUGUGAUUACGGCUUUGAGCGAUCUUACACAGAGGGCGACCGAUGUUUCCCUGACUUCUGGUAUGAUCCAGAAACACCCCCGGAAAACUGCCACCUUGGACAAAAUUACGAAUCUAGCACUGGCUACAGGAAGGUGAUGUCAAACACUUGUGAAGGAGGCCUUAACAAGCAGCAGAGUGCCAAACAGCACAGCUGCCCUCUGUUGCCUCCCAAAGGACUGAGGGUCGGCAUCAAAGGCCAGAUGCUGGCUGUGGCUUCUGGUGACGACGUCACAUUCAUUGUCCACCAGGAGCAGGGCGACACCAGCAGCACAAAGUACCAGGUGGACCUCGGGGACGGGGUUCGAACCAUUUACCAGAACCUGACAGUGACGGAUGAGCCCAUCCAGCACCGCUAUGAAAAACCUGGCAUUUACAAGGUUACGGUGAAGGCAGAAAACAUGGCGGGACACGAGGAGACCACCAUGUACAUCCAGGUCACAGAGCCUCUGCAGGAAGUUCACCUGGAAGCUGUCCCCAUUGCCAGGAGAAACAAUGAGGUCAACCUGACAGCCAUAGUUCUUCCCACCAACGCCAACCUGACUGUCUUUUACUGGUGGCUUGGAGACAACUUGAAGCCUAAACUGACUCUGGAGAACAGCCUUUUGACCCGUUUCCCAGAGAGCGGAGAAUUUUCUGUCACCGUCCAAGCUUCCAAUGGCCGUUCCAUGGUGCAAGAUACAAAGAUUGUCAGAGUCUACGAUAACUUUCAAGUCAUCCCCCUGAGCUUCAGCAAGAACCUGGACCGUUUUAACCCGAACAUCCCAGAAUGGAGGGAAGACAUCGGCAAAGUGGUCACCAAGCUUCUCUCUAAGACCACAGGUGUACCUCAGGAUGCCCUUGUUACUGUGGUGAACCCAGGCCUUCCAACUACUGCUGACCUAUAUGUCCUGCCACUGGACACCAAACAAGCCAAGGGCAGUGUGUUUGUUGAUAAGCGUAUUCCAGCUGUCAUGCAAGCUUUCAACGACAAGAAUAUCAGCUUCAUGGUCCGAGGAGGUCUGCGGGUGCUGGUGAUGUUAGCCGACCCAAAUGCAGGCUACCAUGGAGCAGCUGGAGGUCCAGGUGUUUGGGCACUAGCUGUGAUAUUCCUAAUAAGCGUCAUUGGCACUGGCUCAUUUAUUCUUUAUAAGUUUAAAAGGAAGCUUCCUGGAAACCGCAACAUCUAUGCCCAGAUGCACAAUGAGAAGGAACAGGAGAUGACGAGCCCUGUCAACCACAGCGAGGACACCCAGCACAUCAUCCAAGGGGAGGAGUUUAUCGAUGACGACCUGGACUCCCAGACUCUAGGUAACGCUGGAGGUAGUCCUGCCUUCCGUUCUCUUAUAAGGACUACCACUAACCACUGCUACUAAAACCCAAGCCACUAACUCCAGCAGCUCAAAAACACCAAGGCAACCACUCAGGUGUGAUCCUGAGCAUCAACUCCAGAGAAUUACACGGCUACCUGAGCAGCUGAUGGCUGACAGGGCAAUGCUGACGGGCUAGCCCAGCCUAGCCGAGCCGGCUAACAAGCACAGGGACUCUGACUUCCUCCCGCUCUUUUUUCCCCAUUACCACCCACGAAACAUUACUUCUACCCAACGGCCUCUUCAGUUUUAUGUGACCAGUUUAAAUUUGUAUUGAACCUUCCAAUCCUCUCUUCUCCUCUGAGUUCAUAUCAACUUUAAAAAAGUACAUGUUUAAAAAUUCUGUAUUGAUGGCUUUUCAGUGCUUAAAAAUGUGCGUAAAUAUUUGUACACUCAACAUGCUCAAAAUCAGCUAGCACAACUCCAUUUGGCAUGAACUGGUAUUUCAGAUGGUUGAACAGUCUAGGCCAGUGGCGAUUAAAAUCACGUUGCACCUACAGUGCCUUGAAAAACUAAUGAUACCCCCUGAAUGUUUUAAUAUCUAAACAAGGUGAAGCCACAGACUAAAAUGUAUUAGAUUGGGUAUUAAUGAUAUGAAGCAGUGUGUAUUUUUUAUUGAGAAAGAAAAGACAACAACAUUCCUAGUCAGUGUUAAUUGGGAGCCUCUAUUAAAAAAAAAGAGGUUUUUCAAGUCCUGACACGUUCCUUGAGUAGAACAUGGUGGCAAUUUUCUGGUUUCUUAUUUGUAAAUGGCCUGUUAUUAUAUAACACACAUUAAAGUCAGGGGACAUUCCGUUAUUCACCCAUUCAUGUAUGCUGGUGAAGAUUCUCAGUCAUCCAGGUCACAGUCAUUCCAAAAAAGUAAAAAAACAAUAUACUGUACUUUGUUUCCAAGUUUAAAGACGUUUCAGGAAGCUUUUUCUAUUCAAAAUGUCAGAAAUAGUGUUCAAUUCAAGGCUUUAUAGAGUGGACCAAAAACAAAGCGCCGUUUUGGCUUAGAAAACCCGAAAAUUUAACCGGACGAAAGGGUCUGCCCCU